Molecule: messenger RNA, 1500 nt
Organism: Meira miltonrushii
Lineage: Eukaryota; Fungi; Basidiomycota; Exobasidiomycetes; Exobasidiales; Brachybasidiaceae
Product: DUF803-domain-containing protein
Exons: 1
Biological process (GO): magnesium ion transport
Cellular component (GO): membrane
Molecular function (GO): magnesium ion transmembrane transporter activity
Source: RefSeq, a predicted model, not a curated record
AUGUCGGCCUCUUCAGCUGCAACUCCAGCAGCCAACUCUUCGGCAAGUAUGGCUGACAAGCUGGCUCAACAAUCAUCUGCUUCAGAAGCGAUGAAAUCAAUAUCAUCUUCGAUAGCAUCAGCAUCAGCAGCUCUAAGUUCGGAAAGUAAAAUCGCUGCUGGAAAUUUAGCAUUACCAAGUUUCAUGAAAGAUCUCGGAAUAGCACUCGCUGUUGGAAGUGGUGUUCUGAUCGGUGCCUCUUUCGUUUUCAAAAAGAAAGGUCUAAUAGCCUCACAAAAGAAAUACAACACACAAGCAGGAGAAUCGAUGCAAUACCUCAAAAGUCCAAUGUGGUGGACCGGAAUGAUAAUGAUGAUAUUGGGUGAAAUAUUAAAUUUGAUCGCCUAUGCAGUAACUUCAGCAGUCCUGGUCACGCCUUUGGGCGCUCUUUCCGUGGUCAUCUCGGCAAUUCUCUCUUCGAUCUUCCUAAAGGAAAAGUUGACAUUGUUUGGCAAGAUUGGUUGUUUUCUCUGCAUUGUAGGAUCAACAGUCAUCGCUCUCAACGGUCCUGAACAACAUGCAGCAGGAGAGAUUCAACAAUUUCAAAAGAUGUUUGUAAGCGUCGGAUUUCUCGUCUGGGGCGGUAUCUGUAUCGCCGCAUCUUUGGGUCUCAUCUUCUUUGUCGCACCACGAUACGGUAAAAAGUAUAUGCUAGUAUACAUUUCCGUUUGUUCGCUCAUUGGAGGUCUUUCGGUCAGUACGAUCUCGGGUGUGGGAAGCGCAAUCGUUCUGAGUAUUCAAGGUGUCAAUCAAUUCAAGCAUUGGUUCUUGUAUUUCUUGAUUGGAUUUGUGAUCAUCACACUUUUGACGGAAAUCGUUUAUCUGAACAAAGCAUUGGAAUUGUUCAACACGGCUAUGGUUACACCAACAUAUUACGUUCUUUUCACCUUUGCUACCCUUGUCACCUCGAUCAUCUUAUUCCAAGGUCUAGACGCCAGUGCAGUUCAGAUCGUUACAAUCGUUUUAGGCUUCUUGACAAUUUGUGCUGGAAUCACACUAUUACAGUUGAGCAAGAUUGAUCCCGAGGAAUUGGUCGACAAAGAAAGCUAUGGUCUAGACCGAAGCUCUACCUUCUUGAUCAGAGCCAGUAGAUCUCACAUUGCUCAUGAGAAGGGACAUGCCAGCGGUGUAGAAGAUCCGGGUAUCGAUACUGUUCGUGGUGGAUUGGGCGUGAUUGGAUCGAUCAUGCGUGCACGUAGUUCAAGGCGGAUACAUGCAUCAGCUGAUGAGUAUCAAGAAAUGUCAGACGAACACGGAAGUAGAAUGCAGAAUAGCAUGCAUGGUCUCAAUACGAUGAACAAACGCGAUCUUGAACGAUACGAAUUACACGAUCGACCGAUGCCCAACAGUCCAUCAAUGCAGCAUAAUCAAACUUUGCCUGCUAUUCAUUUGCAAAUGCCUGCAAAACGCGAUACGGCAAUCAGCUUUGCAUCUGGAAGUGAAGACCCACAUGGACAUCAC